Molecule: messenger RNA, 930 nt
Organism: Purpureocillium lilacinum
Lineage: Eukaryota; Fungi; Ascomycota; Sordariomycetes; Hypocreales; Ophiocordycipitaceae
Biological process (GO): cell redox homeostasis
Molecular function (GO): thioredoxin-disulfide reductase (NADPH) activity
Source: RefSeq, a predicted model, not a curated record
AUGCCUGCACUCGACGUGCUCAUCAUUGGCGGUGGCCCUGGCGGCCUGGCGGUCGCGACGGGCCUCGCGCGGCAGCUCUACACGGCUGUCGUUUUCGACUCGGGUGUCUACCGCAACGCUCGCACCAAGCACAUGCACAACGUCCCGACUUGGGACCACCGCGACCCGGCCGACUUCCGGGCCAAGGCGCGUGCCGAUAUCCUCGCGCGCUACGACACGAUUCAGUUCGAGGAGACCAAGGUCGAGUCCGUGCGCCGCACUGACAACGGGCGCUUCGAGGCGACUGACGCCAAGGGCACGACCUGGUCCGGCAAGAAGAUUGUCCUGGCCUCUGGCGUCCGCGACAUCUACCCCGACAUCCCCGGCUACGAUGACGUCUGGGGCCGUGGAGUAUACCAUUGCCUGUUCUGUGACGGGUUCGAGGACCGCGACUCUGCCUCUGCAGGCGUUCUCGCAAUUGGCGACAUCGCCAAGAUGCCGCCCGCCCUUCACCUCUCUCGCAUGGCCAAGCGGCUCGCCAAGAAGGUCAUCAUCUACACCGACGGCUCAUCCGAGCUGUCAAACCAGCUCGUGACGGCGCUGGGCAACGACACGGUCAUCUCAAUCGACGACCGCCGCGUAACGAAGCUCCAAAAGGUCAAAGACGACUCCUCCGAGACCAUUGUGCAUCUGGAGGACGGCACGAGCAUCUCGCACGGUUUUGUUGUCCACAAGCCCAAGAGCCAAGUCAGUGGCCCGUUUGUAGAGCAACUGGGUCUGGAGAUCAACGAGAUGGGUGUCAUCAAGACGAACCAGCCGUUCUACGAGACCACGGUUCCUGGAGUCUUUGCGGUCGGCGACUGUGCAGCGCCCAUGCCCGCCGUGGUGAACGCAUUGGCGAUGGGUGCGUUUGCCGCUGGUGGACUCGUCGCACAGCUUGGAGCCGAGUAA